AUGCCACCGCGUCGCGAAUUAACCCGAGAGGAAAAGGAUGAGAAGAAUAGGAAGAGGGAAAGGGCCAAGUUCGUUCGUGAAGAGAAGCGUCGGCGGCUCAAUCCCAAAGAAGAUCAGGCUGCCAAGAAUUUGAAUAAGCAAAAGGUUAGAGAAGACCGCCAGGCAGAGGCACCUGACGAGAGAGCGUUAAGGCAGAGGUUAGAUGUAGAGCAGAAAAGAGUUGCCCGUGCUAACGAGACGGAAGUUGAGCAUCAAGCUAGGGUGCUCGAUCAGCGAAUCCGGCAGCAACUCAUUAGGCAGGAACAGAAUGAAGAAUACGAUCGUGCUCUACUGUUGGCCGAGGAAGAGCGGAAAGCAGUUCUCAGGCACGAAGAAGAAAAUCGACUUCGAUUGGAAGCCGAGGCAAAGCGGCAAGCUUUCCUUCGUCAAGAAGAAGCAGCUUCUAUCUUGCGAGCGAUGAAUCAGAGACCAGCAUCUGAUCGUCCAAGGGUUGUUCUUGCUGAUGAUGCUGUUGCAGAGCGUCCAGCAAGGAAACAACACCAGUCAGGAAAGGCAGCUGUUGGCAACAGAGAAACUCCUGAACAGCAACGAGCUCGAUUGCAAUCACAGGAAGGUCGCGUUGAAUACUCUGAGUUCGUGGCUGAUUACAGAGCGACUGAAAUUGAAGACGAAACAGCUGCGAGGCGUGAAGAGAAUCGACUUCGUACAGAUUUACGUCGAGAACUUGAAGAGAUACGAAAGCAAGAAGAUUAG
Molecule: messenger RNA, 753 nt
Organism: Daphnia pulex (common water flea)
Lineage: Eukaryota; Metazoa; Arthropoda; Branchiopoda; Diplostraca; Daphniidae
Product: golgin subfamily A member 6-like protein 22
Exons: 3
Coding region: 1-753 (250 amino acids)
Source: RefSeq, a predicted model, not a curated record